This is a messenger RNA of Closterium sp. Naga37s-1, 1283 nucleotides long. NCBI's taxonomy places the organism in Eukaryota, Viridiplantae, Streptophyta, Zygnematophyceae, Desmidiales, Closteriaceae. The record is from the annotation of a GenBank genome assembly.
AGGCCCCACGGUAUUACGAGGAGAGGCUUACCGUUGCAUCUGUGGAUCUGAUCGCCCGUCGAAAGCUGAAGUCGCACAAGAAGAGCAAGAAAGACAAGAGCAAGGACAAGAGCAGCAAGAGCGAUAAGAGUAGCAAGAAGAGCAGCAAGAGCAGCAGCAAGAGCAGCAGCACGAGCGACAAGACCAGCAAGUCCAGCAAGAGCAGCGACAAGUCUAGCAGCGGGAGCGGAAAGGCCGUUAAAAACUGCAAGAAGUGCCGUUUGGGUAUUGCGGAAGCACCGGGGUCGGGAAAGCGUGCGGCGGGCGUGUGGACGACGAACCCCGUGGACAAUUGUUGGUGGUCCGCGGACUGGAAGACCAACCGCCAGGAGCUCGGCAACUGCGCUCCGGGAUUCGCCAACGGCACGACGGGCGGAAAGGGCGGAAAGCUGUACGUUGUGACGACGGAGGCGGACGACCCCGUGAACCCGACGGAGGGCAUGCUGCGAUACGGCAUCAUCCAGAAGGAGCCGCUGUGGAUCGUUUUUGAGCGCGACAUGGUGUUCGACAAGCUCAAGGCGGAGAUGAUGAUCGCCAGCGACAAGACCAUCGACGCGCGCGGCCGCGCCGUCGUCAUUCAGAACGGCCCGUGCGCCCGCAUCGAGCGAUCUAGCAACGUCAUCGUCGAGUCCGUCAUCUUCCACAAUUGCACCAUGCGCAGCGGCACGAUCAAGGUGCGGUCCGGGAGGGGCGUGGAGGUGAAAGACUGGCGCGACGGCAACGCGGUGGAGGUGUGGGGGUCGACCAACGUGUGGAUCGACCACUGCGGCUUCGAGAUGGCGCUCGACACGCAAGUCAACAUCGUCGUGGGGUCGACGAACGUGGCGGUUACCAACAACUAUUUCGUGAACCAGGACGAAUUCCACGUGGUGAACAACUACUAUCCCAACGGCUGGGGCAUCUACGCUAUUGGCGGCUCCGCUAACGCGCGCUUCCGCAGCGAGGCGAAUUACUUCGUGGCAGGGGACAUUAAGGAGGUGACGAAGCGACAGGACACGCACGGGUGGGAGGCGAAGCAGAUCAGCGACAAGACGUGGACCAAGAUCCACGUGUCGAGCGUGGGCUGGCAGAACUGGCCGUGGCAGUCCAUCGGCGACCACUUCGAGAACGGCGCUUUCUUUACCGAGUCGGGCAAAAAUGUUUUCACGCCGCCCUACGAGUUUAACCCCGUCCCCGCUAUGGAAGUCCCCGCCGCUACCAACAGGGCCGGGCCGUUGUUCCGUCGGUAUCAGAAGCAGCUGUGA